AUGCAAACGAUCAACUGCAGCAGUGCCCGUAAGAACCGCUUCUUGUUCGUUGUUCCGGGAGAAGCGGAUGGAAAGCGGGCGUCUCCCUCGCAACGGUCGGUGGCCUUUGUGCAACACCAAACCGGUGUCGUAUCCAUAGACAGAAGGGCCGCAACGGCUCACGGGCGAUGCGGGUCAGCUUCCAGAAAAGCGAGGCCCACGGGUCAAAGGGGAAGGCGCCUCUAUGUCGCAGCACCGGGCGCUACAAGUUUCAGCGGCGAGAACUUGUUCUUCGGAGCCUCUACGUUUGCACCGGUGCCGCAAUUCAAAAAACGCUCACGAGCCGGUCCCACUGGUUCAUACGGGUUGCGCAUGGAGGGUGUCGAUGGUCACAAACGCUGGAUGAACGUCGGACCUCCAACACCGCCGUGGUUGGACGUCCUCCCUCCGAAAGACAGAGAACGGGACUUUGACAAAGUGCUUGUCAUUGGUUCUGGAGCGAUCCGUAUAGGGCAAGCAUGCGAGUUUGAUUACUCAGGGACGCAAGCAUGCAAGGCGCUGCGUUCUCUUGGAUACGAAGUUGUGCUCGUGAACAGCAAUCCGGCGUCGAUUAUGACUGAUCCGGAAACCGCUGACCGAACUUACAUCGAGCCGAUCACGGUGGAGGCUUUGGAAAUGAUCAUCGAGCGAGAGCGCCCGCAGGUGCUUCUCCCAACCAUGGGUGGCCAAACCGGCCUCAAUAUGGCGAUGCAACUUGCCAAAAAAGGCAUCCUCGAGAAGUACAAUGUGCGUCUAAUCGGUGCGAAUCUGGAGGCGAUCCGGAAAGGCGAAGAUCGCUUAGCAUUUCGUGAAGCCAUGGAACGGAUCGAUGUACCGUGCUGCCCCAGUGGCAUCGCAAACAACAUGGAGGAGGCCAGGGCUGUUGCUGCACAGAUAGGUCGUUUCCCGCUUAUCAUCCGACCAGCGUACACACUGGGCGGCACUGGCGGUGGCAUCGCCUACAAUCGCGAGGAGUUCGAGGAAAUUGCCGCUGGCGGUCUCGAGGCCUCUCCCGUCUCGCAGAUAUUAGUCGAACAGUCUCUCUUGGGUUGGAAAGAAUUCGAGCUUGAAGUUGUUCGGGAUAAGAUGGAUAACGUCGUUAUAAUCUGCAGCAUUGAGAACGUCGAUCCCAUGGGUAUUCACACGGGGGAUAGCUUCACGGUGGCGCCAACGAUGACGCUCACCGACAAGGAGUAUCAGCGCCUGCGCGACAUGUCAAUCGCAAUCAUUCGCGAGAUUGGUGUCGAGACCGGCGGCAGCAACAUCCAGUUUGCGGUCUGUCCGCGUACCACGAAUGUAAUCGUGAUCGAAAUGAAUCCUCGAGUGAGCCGCUCCUCGGCCCUAGCAUCCAAAGCAACCGGGUAUCCGAUUGCGAAGGUCGCUGCAAAGUUGGCAACUGGCCUCUCUUUACCGGAAAUCAAAAAUGACAUAACGCGAGACACCGUUGCAGCUUUUGAACCAGCUCUGGAUUAUAUAGUGUGCAAAUUUCCGCGCUUUGCGUUCGAAAAGUUCCCCGGAACGAGCGACGUCCUGACAACGCAGAUGAAAUCCGUUGGGGAAGCCAUGUCGAUCGGGCGUAGCUUUAAGGAGUCAUUUCAGAAAGGUCUUCGCUCCCUCGAGAUUGGGCGACACGGCUGGGGCCUUGACGCCAAAGACGAAGAGGUUCUAUCUCGAACUGAGCUCGAGGCAGCGCUGCGCAUACCGCGGCCGAAUCGCAUCUUUCGAGUUCGGCAGGCCUUCCAGGCUGGCAUGACCGUAGACGAGAUCAACGCGCUUUCCAGCUACGAUCACUGGUUCCUGCAGAACAUGAAGGAACUCUUUGAUUUGGGCGAAUCGCUGCGCAGCAAAAAAUCGCUUCAAGAUAUCGAUCGGCUCACCAUGUUCACGUUGAAGCGGAACGGCUUCAGUGAUCGACAAAUAGCCUUUGCACUUCGCAAGCUGGGCGUUACAGAGACUGAGGUCCGUCGCUAUCGCAAAUCUCUGGGUAUCCGCCCUGUCUACAAACGGGUCGAUACCUGCAGUGCAGAGUUUGAGGCCUACACGCCGUACCUGUACUCAACGUACGAGUCCUGCAACGCCUGGGACGAUGACGCUGUCGGGGGCAAUGGCGAUGGCAGUACCACCGGGGGCAGUGUCCUCGAUCUGCGCAGCGACGGCACCACAGGCGAUGGAUCCAGCUUCCAUGGAAGUUUUAUCGCUGCUGGGAUGGAAUCCGAGGUUCCACCCUCGGACCCGAGCAAGCCGAAAAUCAUAAUCCUCGGAGGUGGUCCGAAUCGCAUCGGGCAAGGCAUCGAGUUCGAUUAUGUGUGUUGUCAGGCUUGCUUUGCGCUCCGCGAUGCAGGUUUUGAAACCAUUAUGGUGAACUCGAAUCCCGAGACCGUAUCGACCGACUACGAUACCAGCGAUCGCCUCUACUUUGAGCCGCUCACACUGGAGGAUGUUAUCUCGAUCCUUGAAGCGGAGAAGCCGGAUGGCAUCAUUCUUACGUUCGGCGGGCAGACUCCACUGAGGCUCGCUGUUCCUCUGCAAGAAUACCUGAACAGCGACGAAGCGAAAGCUGCAGGUGUGUACACGCGGGUUCUGGGCACCAGUCCGGACUCGAUCGACGCAGCCGAGGAUCGGGAUCGGUUCCAGGCGAUACUGCGCGAGCUGCGCAUUCGCCAGCCAGAGAAUGGCAUUGCCCGCAGCUACCAGGAUGCCAAGCGCGUUGCUGAGGAAAUCGGGUACCCGGUUGUGGUGCGGCCUUCCUAUGUUCUCGGCGGUCGAGGAAUGGAGAUCGUUUAUUCCGCAAGUGAGCUCGAACGGUACAUGGCCGAAGAGGUCGUCGUGGAAUCCGAGCAUCCUGUCCUGAUCGACAAAUUCCUCCUUAAUGCGACAGAGGUGGAUGUCGAUGCGCUCGCAGACUCCACCGGACGCGUGGUUAUCGGCGGUAUCAUGGAGCACAUUGAGCAGGCGGGAAUCCACAGUGGGGACAGCGCGUGCAGCAUACCCACCGUGUCCCUGCCGUAUGAGGUGCUGGUGCAGAUUCGUCAGUGGACUGCAGCGCUCGCUCGUCGCCUCCAGGUCGUGGGUUUGAUCAAUAUCCAGUGGGCAGUCCAGGGCAGCGACGUCUAUAUUUUGGAGGCGAAUCCCCGGGCCUCGCGCACCGUACCCUUCGUGAGCAAAGCGAUCGGCGUACCGAUUGCCAAGAUCGCCAGUAUGCUGAUGGCGGGUGCGAACCUCGACGAACUCGGGUACACGACGGAGAUUCUCCCGCGAGCGAUAUCUGUGAAAGAGAGCGUGCUACCAUUCGACAAAUUUGCUGGCGCCGAUACCCUUCUGAGUCCAGAGAUGCGCUCGACUGGUGAAGUCAUGGGCACCGACUACUCUUUUGGAGCGGCUUAUGCAAAGUCCCAGGCUGCUGCCGGAACGCCGCUACCCAAGUCUGGCACGGUGCUGCUAUCGUUGAAGGACGCAGACAAAGCAGCAGCUCCGGCGCUCGUUCGCGACUUGCUGGAUAUGGGCUUUCGAGUUCUGGCCACCCGAGGCACACACGCUGCGCUAGUCGCUGCUGGUAUCGAUGACGCUCGAGUAGAGAUGAUUCACAAGGCCGGCGAAGGGCGUCCCGAUGUUCUCGACGCCAUCAAGAACGGCGAUAUCGAUCUGUUCAUCAUCACGCCGUCGGUGCCUGCGGACUCUGCUCGGAACGUUCGUCGCGCGGCGCUGAUGACCAAGGUACCCAUCAUCACAACCAUCGCAGCGGCACGAGCGGCAGCUGCGGCAAUUCGCACCAUGCAGAGUCAGACGCUGGAAGUGAAAUCCCUCCAAGAGUACCAUCCCAAGUACAAGGAGAUCUCGGAGCAAAUCCGUCGAGGCAUGGAACGUGCUGCCAAUAAACUGCGUCGCGUUGCACCGGCCGCGAGUCGAGAUGUCAAAGAACCGAUCUCGUCUUAA
Cyanidioschyzon merolae strain 10D is the source of this 3951-nucleotide messenger RNA. Its product is annotated as carbamoyl-phosphate synthase, pyrimidine-specific, large chain. Lineage: Eukaryota; Rhodophyta; Bangiophyceae; Cyanidiales; Cyanidiaceae. The record is from RefSeq and is a predicted model, not a curated record. Gene Ontology annotation, cellular component: cytoplasm. The coding region runs from base 1 to 3951 and encodes 1316 amino acids. Gene Ontology annotation, molecular function: ATP binding; metal ion binding. Gene Ontology annotation, biological process: L-glutamine metabolic process. The transcript has a single exon.